Molecule: messenger RNA, 102 nt
Organism: Vavraia culicis subsp. floridensis
Lineage: Eukaryota; Fungi; Microsporidia; Pleistophoridae
Exons: 1
Source: RefSeq, a predicted model, not a curated record
AUGACAACGAAGUGGACAUCUACUAAACUACGCGAAGCCUUUAUCGAAUAUUUCAAGACAAGCAAUCACACGAUUGUGGAUAGCUCGUCUGUCAUACCACAC